Molecule: messenger RNA, 7723 nt
Organism: Betta splendens (Siamese fighting fish)
Lineage: Eukaryota; Metazoa; Chordata; Actinopteri; Anabantiformes; Osphronemidae
Exons: 13
Coding region: 5508-6965 (485 amino acids)
Source: RefSeq, a predicted model, not a curated record
CGUAUACGCACACCCAAAAGCAAUACAAAGCAAAAUCACACCAUGCAUGGGACAAAACCACAGCCAUCAAAAAUAAACAAAAGAACAAAAUAGAAACCAAAGCAAAACCAAACAACCGUUUAUAACAACUAUACUAAUUUAACAAAAAUAGAAAUGAGUCAACAGUUAUAAUGCGCAGACACACACACACUCACCCACACGCCAACAAUCACUGGCGUCGUUGAAGGGCACAAACCCGUGGGUCACUUGUGGUUUUCAGAACCAAAGCAGUAGUUUGGAUUGUAGUGCAACUGUGCUUCCCAGUCGCUGCCCCCACAGUUGUCGCCUACCAGCGAGACUCUGCACUCCCCAGCCGCUGGCGCGCUAAAUUAAAAAAACACGGUAAACUACCAGGCAGAGAGAAACUGAGGGAUUGAGGGUUACCUGAACACCACCCGCCGCGACUCGAGCUAAUACCAGCCCGGAUAGCCUUUAUUAUGACGCUCAUAAGUAGCUCAUAAGCGCUGUGCCUCGGGGGGGAACCAAAACCCCGCAUCACCACACCUACAGCAGCUCCUCUUACCUAUACCACGCACCUCUGCAGCCACGGAUGAACCACGAAGGAUCUUAUUCAGGUGCUCACCUGCGCUCAUGGGCACCAGCCACAAGCCAACAAAGUGACCUGAUCAGGUGUUCACCUGCACUUAAAAGCACUAGCUCGGCCCGCCUCCCGGGGAGCCAAUUAUUUCCAAUCUUGCCUGGCAGGUGGGUGGGGCAAGCCUCCACACAACCACAUCUACCCCUGGCCUUUUAAAUCGUCGUCCCGACGAUGAAACCACUUACAAGUACAACCAGGGCCUAAUAAACACAACUUGAGAGCUUGACAGACUCUACUGACCUGCUCAUAGGAGCACUAACUUGCCUAUCUACUGGGCGUGGGAGGAGGGAGACCUGCUGUGGACCGAGAAGUGCGGCGCAGCAAUGAUUCGUAAGUAUCAGACUGGCUUGGUACUGAUGACUGCUAGGGCCCAGAUGGUAAUGGGUCCGAAGCAGAGCCGAGGACUUGGGAAGCACCAGCCGACUCACUCAGAGGCAACGGGUUGGCAAUAGGCUGCUGGACAUCUGAUACCAACACCCAAAGUUUACCGUCCGGAGGGUCAUCAGGUUGAUCCUGUGCAGCUGGUGGCAGCUCUGGUGGAGGAACAACCUCCACUGGCCUGGCAACGCACUUCAAGAACUCUCAGUUCUCUUUUCACUUUGUGCAGGUGGUGUACGGGUGCCACGGUGUAAACUGCUCCACCCUCAAGAGGAGCCUUGACAACCUGAUGUACCUCAGGAUUCCACAAAUCCUGGAUCUUAUGGCGCCCUCUGACACCACACUCUUUAACAUAGACCCGCUGACCAACUUGCUGGGGUUGAUCUCGUACCCGCAGGUCAUAUCGUUCCUUUCUACGGGCCGCAGCAACAAGUACCUGCUCUCGUGCGCAGUCAAAAUGCUUAGCCACCCAACCCUGUAUGUACCUCCCCUGGACGUGGUUCUUCCACUCAGCCCAAGAGAAAAUCAAUGGAGAGCCUGGGUUCCUGUCCAAACAUCAAGUAAAAUGGGGACUCUCCAGUACUUUGGUGAGGCGUAGUGUUAUAAAAAAAAGAGGACCUGAGGUAAACAGGAAACCCAGUCCCACUUCUGUGAGGGAGGCAACGUACGCAGAAGAUCAUGAAAAGUGCGGUUGAAACAUUCUCACUGCCCAUUCCCCGUUGGGUGGUAGGGUGUGCUGCGAGAUUUAGUCACAGUGUACAACAAGCAAAGCUGCUUAAUCAAAGCGCUCUCAAAACUUCUACCUUGAUCUGAAUGUAGCCACUAGGAACACCAAACUUGUAGAACCACUCCAGAACUAGUACCUGGGCCAUCGUGCAGGCCCGUUGGUCACGUGUAGGAACUGCUAUCGUAAAUUUUGUGAAGACAUCUGUCAUCACCAGAACAUUCUCCCGCCCACACCGAGAAGGCUCAAGUAAGGUGAGGUCGAUAGCAAGGAUCUCAUUGGGUCAGAAGGCAAGUAGGUGUCCCAAAAAACUAUGAGGUGCCUGUCCUGUGUCUUUAGUGUCUGUGUCACCGCUCACACGCCUGUACCCAGUUCCUGAUGUCAAGAGGCAUACCUGGCCAGUAACACCGCUGCCAAACUAGUUCCAUGCUCCCUACCCUAGUGGCCAUGUUGAUGCAGCUGGCACAAGGUCUCUUGCUUAAGGGCGUCAGGCAAAAGUAGCCGCAAAAAUUCCUCUCCCCCAUCAGGUCAAUAGACCCGCCGGAAUAGAAACCUGUCUUUUUCUACUAGGCAGUCCCACUGGAGCAAUAGCGCCCGAGCAGGCUCAGAAAGGGACUGCCGUUCAGAAGGAGCGGGUUGAGUUUUCCGGUGCCAAAAUGGAAGAACGUCUCUCAACAGAGGGUCGCUCUCCUGCAACGAAUGCACGUCAGAGACAGAGUGAGACGGGAGAACAGAAGUCACUGAUUGGCUGACUGAUGUAACUGGAUCUCCGGGCAAGCCUUGUUGCAACUCGUCAGGGACCAAAGUGCUGGGCAGCCACAUAGUCUCAGGCUCCAGCUUGGUGGUGCAUUGCCGGUAAAGAGCAUCCGCAUUUUUAUUUGUACGGCCUGAGCAGUACUUGAUUUCAAAUUCAAAUGCAGCUAACUGAGAUGCCCGAUGCUGCUCGGUUGCCCCCAAUUUGGCAGUCAGCAGGUAGCUCAAAGGAUUAUUGUCUGUAUACACCAAACACUUGUGGGCCUAAAGAUACUCCCUAAACUUCUCGGUCAUGGCUCAUUUGAGCGCAAGAAACUCUAAUUUCAUAGAGCUAUAGUUAUCCAUAUAACGCCACUGGUUUCACCCCGCUGGCUGUCUCUUGCGAGAGGACAGCCCCAAGCCCAUCAUGGCUGGCAUCGAUCUCCAAAAGAAAGGGGCAACCAAAGUCUGCAUAAGCCAACACUGGAGCAGACACAAGCUUGGCUUUAAGACCCUCAAAGAUCUGUUCACACUGAGGGGUCCACUUUGAGGCUAGAGCUUGGCCUAAGCCUCUUUUAGCCCCUUUGCCCGACAGCUCGGCUACUACACGAUGCCUAGGACCUGCCAACUUCGUAAAACCUUUACGAAGUGGCGAUAAUAACUGGCAAAACCCCAAAAUGUGCACAACUCAGACACCUGUUGAGGGCGCCUCCAUCCAGACACUGCCUCAACCUUUUUGGGAUCCGUAGAAACUCCCUAACCGGGGAUGACAUGGCCCAGGUAUCCUACUUCCCGCUGAAAGAAUGCACACUUUUCAAGCUUUGCCUUCAGUCCUUCAUUGUAAAGACGACCCAGGUCUUUGAAGAUGUUGGCUGAUGGAGGACAAGAAAACAAUGAUGCCGUCGAGAUAUAACAGGAGAAACUGCCCUUGCUGGUCCCCAAACAUUCUCUCCAUCAACCUCUGAAAGGUGCUUGGCACAUUACACAGGCCAAACGGCAUCCGAUUAAACUCAAACAGCCCAAAUAGGGUACAGAAUGUCGUUUUUGGCCUGUCCUGUUCUGCCACCGGCACCUGAUUAUAGCCACUGGCUAUAUCGAGAGUGGAAAACCUGCAGCCUCCAGCCAACGCAUCCAGACUUUCCUCAAUUCGAGGCAGGGGGAAAGCAUCUUUCCGGGUUUUGUGAUUAAGGAGGCGGUAAUCUACACACUAGCGCAGACCGCCAUCCUUCAUUUGCACCAACCCUAUGGAAGAAGCAUAUGGACUGCUGCUUUCCCGAACCACCCACUCCAAAAGCUGGUUAAUAUGAGCCUUAAAUGCCUUAACGGGGGAAUACGGCAUACCGUUGUCGGACCGGCAAAUCAUCGAGCAGAGUGCUGACAGAUCCAAGGGCCUCACCUUGUCAAACACGGUGGGAACAACACACUGACCACUGACAGUUGCCAGUGUCGCUCGCUCUUCUGACACCCCUGCAGGGAGGCUAAUUACCUGAGCCUUGCCAAGAUUACCAAGGCUUGUUCGAGGAUACAGAAGGACAGCCACUGUUCCCACGUUCGCCACAGGCACAUUUGCAGUGCCUCGAACCACCCGCCCUACACACGAUGACAGCAGCAGUCCAUCCGGUAACCCAACCUCAGGGGGCUCUAGUAAUGCAGUUGGUACUGAUGACAAUGCAGCAACCAAUUUCAUAGUGUCCCCCGGCACACGCACUGGUUGUCUGCCUCGAACCCGCACCAUGUCAUUGAGAACAUUAGGCCUGCUAUCUCCUCGCCCAUGGCAUCUCUGCAGAGCAUCAUGGACUGAACGCGGUGCCUGCAGCACAUCAGGAAACCAGGAGUGAUGGGCAAAGGGCCAGGUGAAUCUUUUACGACUAAAUCCCACAACAAGACAUAACCUAUGCACUAUGUAGAGGAUGGCCAAGCCAUUUGCUGUCCUUGGCCGCACCCAAUUACAUAAACAAAGACACUCCUGCCCCAAGGGGGCGAACUGUUCUGCAAACAAACUCUCAGGGAUGGUGGAUGGUGGCCAGGCUGACAAUUUCUACCUGAAAGGCGCGGGGCUUGUAAGGAUGCUACAGUUUGCGUAAGUUGGUUCAACUGUUCUUGUUGUAAUUUCAUCAAAUCUCCCAAAGUGGGUUCCCCUGCCCGGGCAAAAGAGCCAGUCUGAAUGCCACCCUGCACACUGUAUUGAAGGCCAUAUGCAGAGGGCAGGGAUGAACUCCUCUCCCUAAAACUGGCUGGCAAACCCUCUCGUUCCCACGUCAUGGCCUCCAAACGCAACUCCAACAAUGAAAUCAUAGUCUGGCAGCAAAAACAUUGUCUGAGAGUCCUACGCAGGGAACCAUCAAGGACAUGCUCCAUAAACUAGUUACAAAGCAUUACCUCUGUGUUAGGCAUCCCAUCGGGGGCACUGAAUGGUAGUUGUAGGAUAAUCUGACCACCAUGGAACAUGACAGAGUAGACACAGAAUCUGGUGUCGGUGAGACAACUUACUCGUGAGCUUUUAUGACGUGAUUAAGGCUGAUGAUGAAGAUGAAGAUGAUGAUGAUGAUGAUGAUGAUGAUGAUGAUGAUGAUGAUGAUGAUGAUGGUGACGAUACAAAGUUUACAAGAUACAAAGACCGUGUGGUUUGAUCAGUACCCUUGGCUCCGCUUUUCCUCAAUCUGUGAGAUCCACGUGCACGUGAACAUUAACGCGUGUUUAGUUUUUAACGAAGGCUGAGUUUGUUUAUGUUGUGUUUACACCUUUAAUCGUGAUCAUUUGGCCCCGGGGCCACAAUUGGUUCUGAACUGACCGAUCAAGAAUUCACAAAAAGGGUCUCUGACCUUUGCUCAUAUAUUUCAGAGAAAAUAUGGAUGGUUCUGUUUUAAAGACAGAAUUGAUUGUCAGGGUUUUCUUCUCAUCUCUCUGAUUUGUUCCACUUUGUUUAAUCUACAAUGAGGUACUUCUUGUAUGAUUAUAUAUGAUUAUUAUUAUUAGUAUCUACACAGACACAUUGUUGGUCUCACUUCAUCUUUGUGCUUCACAGUCCGUGACCAGAUGACAAAGUUCUGGAAGGAGCACUCCAAGGCUGCCACCGUGGAGGAGAUGAUGCUGGACUCUCGGGCCCAGGAGAUGACUCAGCAUGAGCUGCCGGAGAUUCUGUCCAUGCUGCCGGCGCUGGAUGGAUUCAGAGUGCUGGAGCUGGGCGCAGGCAUCGGUCGAUACACCAGACACCUGCUGGCCAGAGCUGCACACGUCACAGCUGUGGACUUCAUGGAAAGCUUUAUAGAAAAGAACAGACAGGACAACGGUCACCAUAGCAACGCGACUUUCAUCCAGGCUGACGUCACAAAGCUGGACUUCCCUGACAACAGCAUCGACUUCAUCUUCUCCAACUGGCUGCUGAUGUACCUGAGUGAUGAUGAGGUCAAAUCCUUCAUACAGAAGAUCCUCGCUUGGCUGCGGCCCGGCGGCUUCCUUUUCUUCAGAGAGUCCUGCAACCACCGCUCAGGUGACAUAAAGAGGGACUUGAACCCCACCUGCUACCGCACUGACGCCCAGUACAGCCACCUGGUCACGUCACUGCAAGUGGAGGAGCCUGAGGCUGAACAGAAGUUCGGUUUUGACAUUGUGUUGAGGAAGAAAGUUCAAACCUACGUUGAGAUGAAAAACAACCCAAAUCAAAUCUGCUGGCUGUUAGAGAAGGUCCCUCGCUCCUCCAGCGCCCAGAACGGAUUCAGCACCUUCCAGCAGUUCCUGGACAACCAGCAGUACACCAGCCGCGCCAUCCUGCGCUACGAGAAGAUGUUCGGGGCUGGAUACGUCAGCACCGGCGGGCCCAGCACCACCAAGGAGUUUGUGGACCUGCUAAACCUAAGGCCCGGCCAGAAGGUCCUGGAUGUGGGCUGUGGCAUCGGUGGAGGAGACUUCUACAUGGCAAAGACCUUCGGCGUUGAAGUGCUCGGCCUGGACUUGUCGGACAACAUGGUGGAGAUCGCCAUGCAAAGGGCGGCCAAUGAGAAGCUACCAUCAGUCCAGUUCGAGGUGGCUGAUGCCACCAAGAGGUCGUUCCCCGAAGGCUCCUUCGACGUGAUCUACAGCAGAGACACCAUCUUGCACAUAGACGAUAAACUGGCUCUCUUCAAGCGCUUCCACUCGUGGCUGAAGCCCGGCGGCCAGCUGCUCAUCAGUGACUACUGCUGUAGGGAGAAGCCAUGGACGCCAGCGUUCGAGGCCUAUGUCAGACAGAGAGGCUACGUCCUCUACACCCCAGCACAGUACGGCAGGUUCAUCGAAGAGGCAGGUUUCUGCAAAGUCCGGGCAGAGGAUCGGACGGCCCAGUUGAUGCAGGUCAUUGAGUCCGAGCUGCAGAGAGCAGAGGCCAUCAGGGGCGAAUUCACUGAGGAAUUCUCUGAGGAGGACUACUCAGCUAUAGCGAACGGAUGGAGGGAAAAACUGCAACGCUCCAACAGUGGAGACCAGCGAUGGGGACUGUUCCACGCAACCAAGGAAUGAGUGAAGAUGAAAGACAAUAAAAGGGGGAAUGAAAGCUCUGCUUGUAUGGGGUGCCGAAUGUAAAAGGAGCACCUACAACUAGUUUUCUCACAUUUAACUAAAUGACACAACAUGUUUUCUCACAUUUAGUUAAACGUGCAAAAGUCUAAAUGUAAAUGUUAAAUAUAAAAGUAAAUGUUAAAUAUAAAUGUAAAUGUAAAAUGUUAAAUGUCAAAUGUAAAUGUUAAAAUAUCGCUGGGUGCAAAACUGAAUAUUUAAGUAGACUCCACCCCUAUGAUCCUAGAUCAGUGACGUAUACUCAAACGCCUCAAACAGGAUCAGUGGACGACAAUACUGGAGAGAAACCUAAAGUCAAAGCCAUCAUGGCCGCCAGCUCCAACUCCCUCCCGUUAGCGGAGAUUGAACGGGCUGUAACGGCAGGUGUGCGGGCUGAGGCUCCGCUUCAAACUGCCGUUCUGUUAUAAACACUAUUAGUGGGGAGUUAAGUAGGUUUGAAUGGAAUAUUUCUGUGGCGCCGGUGCAGAAUUAGUUGGCUAACUAUACUAGCUAGCCGAAGUUACGUCCACGCUAAAAACAAAAGAUUCCAGAUCAGAUGUGGGCGGGGUUUGCGUGCACUGUUUGAGGCGUUUGAGUUCGCGUCUCUGAUCUGAGACCAGCGCUGUUUGAGGGUAGGGGUAGAGUCUACUUGCACAUUCAUGAAUAUUCAGUUUUACACUCGGCAAACAUUUAACAUUUACAUUUAACAUUUAACAUUUACA